GCUGGAGGUCAGUUGUUUUUGGAGAUUGGGGUUUGAACAUUUUCUAGUAAAUUUGGCCGCCCCCACUCCCCCGCCCACCAAACAGCUGAACACGGACGGCCAUGGGCGCAGAGAGCAGUGCGGCCCGAAGCUGCCGGUUGGAAGAGCCGCCGGUAACUCUGCCCGCCGGUCUCAGCGUGUAUCAGGCGGUGCUGGAGGAAGAGCAGCUGGUGUCCGUGUUCGUCUAUCAGCGGGGGAACGAGGAGGCCGUCAACAAGGCAGCUAAGCAUCUGAAAACCUUACGCCAUCCAUGCCUAUUAAGGUUCUUAUCAAGCACAGUCGAAGUCGAUGGAAUCCAUCUGAUUACUGAACGCGUGCAACCUCUUCAUAUGGUCCUUGAAGAUGUCUCCGCAAAUGAGAUCUGUGCAGGAAUCUUUGACAUCCUCCAAGCACUCAUUUUCCUGCAUGACAGAGGAAAACUGAGCCACAAUAACGUUUGCAUUUCGUCUGUGUUUGUGAGCGAGGAUGGUCACUGGAAGCUGGGAGGAAUGGAGUCCAUGUGUCAGUUCACUCAGGCAUCAGCUGAGUUCCUGUCCAGCAUCAAAUCGUUGAGAGAUUUGAGUGGCAUUGCUCCUGAGGAGCAGUCUGCAGGUUUUCAGAUUCUUCCCAAUACACAUGGACAUGCUCGGGAUGCUUUCUCAUUUGGGAUGAUGGUUGAGAAACUCCUUCCAUUGCUUAAUGAUGUGGUUGCAGAACAUUUGCAGACAAGUUUUCAAGAAACCUUAAAAGUUGCCCUCUUAAACCCAGACCCCAUGCAACGGCCACCUUUACAGAAUUUGCUAUCUCAUGAGUUCUUUAGCAGGAACGAGUUCUUGGAAGUUGUCAAUUUUUUAAAAGGCUUGACACUAAAAACCGAAGAAGAAAAGAAUGAGUUUUUCAAGUUCCUGUUAGAUCGCGUUCAGGGUUUACCUGAAGAUCUCAUGGCCUCCCGUCUGGUGCCACAGCUGCUAACUCCAUUGGUGUUUGCAGAACCAGUAGCAAUCAAAAGCUUUCUUCCACACCUCCUCAGGCCAAAGAAAGGCUCACCUGGUGAUGAUGAAUUCAGUUGCCUCCUGUCACCCAAUGUCUUUCGUGAACAUGUGAUUCCAAUUCUGUUGAAACUUUAUAGUGUGCGAGAGGAGCAUGUACGAAUGGUAUUGUUAUCUCACCUGGACACUUAUGCAGAUCUUUUUCCACUGGAAGACCUACAGGAAAUCAUUCUUCCACAGGUGUUAUUAGGACUAAGAGAUACCAGUAACACCCUGGUAUCUGGAACACUCUGCAGCCUAGCAGUGCUGGUGCCACUUCUUGGAGCUGAUGUAGUUGUUGGAGGUGAAAGAGCAAAGAUCUUCAAACGUACAACGCCAAACUUCAAAUCAACUGAGAUCACCCCUGAAGGUUCCCCUGCACAUGUCCGCAACAGUCACGAGCAUCACAGUCCUCUUGCCUUAAACAGCAAUUCAUUCAAAUUGUUUUCCAAGCUCUCUGAGCCAAAGCAGAACCCCACAAAUGGGAGGGAGAAAGGGCGAACAAAUCUCACUCAAAACCAGCACCCUGUGGCAUUUCGGAUAUUGGCAAAAGCCCAAUAUGAAGCACCAACAUCCAUAAUGUCACUGAAUGGUAUUCGUGGGAAUGGCAUUUCAGGUGCUGACAGUACACAGAACACAGUACUGACCCAUGAAUCUACUGAGGGUUGGCCAGACUGGAGCAAGUCAGAGGAAAAUGAAAGAAAUGCAGGAAUUCAGAAUGUGCCUAAAAAAGAUUGCACCAGAGCAGGAAAUCAAUCUGAGGACAUUACUGUAGAUGAUGAACCAUGGGAUGACUUUGAACCUGCUGCAGAUGAUCAUCCUAGUACAAUAAAACAAGAACAGCCAAUUAAACAACAAACUUCUGGCUUAACCACUACUGAGAGUAAGGCCCAGUCCAGAGGCAUGGAACUUUCUUUAGCACAGAAAACUCAUUCUGUAACAUCAUGUGGGAAUUGGAGGAAUGAUAACUGGAACCAGCAGAACUUGUCUAUAACAGAAAGUAAAAAAGCAGAUUCAAUUGGACGAAUGUCCUCCAGGCAGAAAACGACAAUGCAAAAAACACCCUUGAACAUGGGGCUGGGGGAGGAGUUCACCAUAAAUGUCAAGAAAAGGCCAGAGAGAGACCCUGAACUGGAUCUCUUUGCUGAUAUGAUACCGGAUAUUAAAGUGUCUUCCACAGGCUUGUUAGUGCCAACACAAAGAACAGAACCAGCUGGUAUUGCCAAAGCAACUGAAGCAGCAUCAAAAUUUACAGAGAAAAUGCUGAUAGCAGGAAAUAAUUUACAAACUUUAGCACUUAUGUCAAAGUUUGCUGCAGCAGACAUUGUUGAGAUGGAAACUGAAGGCUGGGAGGAUGAACUGAACUGGGAGGACAAUAGUUGGUAGAAUGGAAGAAAUUGUUCCUAAAACAAUUUCAUAAAUGAAGAUCAUCUUUGCUUUAGAUACAUAUUCCAAAUGCAAAUCUCAAACACCCCCACCACUUCCCACUAUCCUUUGACUACAUCUUUUCAAAACUUGCCAACCAGUUUAGCUUUAUUUUUGGACAUUAAGGCUGGAGUAAAGAAUAAUAAAGAUUGUGGUAUUUUAAUGUAUCUGCAAAUAUCUGAAAAAACAGCUUUUAAAAAGUGCCCACUGAGGGAUAUACUAGGAACCAUACAGCACCAUCAUCUGUUUACUUGUUAGUGUUUAUUGUGAUAACGGUCAUUUUAGUGAUGUUUACUGUACUAAAUACCAGAAAUGCUUUAUUUAAAAAUUGACUUUUUUUAUAAAGAUCUUCAAUGUUAUAUGGAGGAGAAGUGUACUGGCAGUGGUUCCUCUGUGGCUUGCAUUUGAAUACAUAGGAAAAAUUAAUUGCAAGGUUCGUCAGUGAAAUGUUUGAGUAGUCCAGAUUCUGGUGUAAAGAAGUGACAUUACUAUUUGUGUAUAUUUACACAAACUGUAACAAAGCAAUUUUGCUUGUGCUUCAAUGUAGUACUGCCUGAGCCCAAUCCCACCCAAUAUUGGGGUAGAGUGAGACUCCCUGGAGGAGUUAAUCUUGUUUAGAAGUCACAUUAGGUUUAAACACCUGGCUCAUGCUAUACAGCUUUAGAGCUAAUGUGAAGUCACCAGGCAGACACCAAACUUGUAGAGUUGAGUGCACCAUUAUAUGUCAAAUGUUUCUCAAGCAGACAUGACAAUUAUACUAAUUUGGAGUAAAGCCCUGCUUUAGGAACUCUAUAGUAUCCAAGUUGGUAAAUGUAUGGAUUGCAGUGUUUCUUUUUUGGAGGUAGCCAGACGUUUGAAUUACAGUUGGUAUUUUGAGUUGCAACAUACCUAAGUAUCAACUCUGUCCUGAUAUAAGGAUACUGAAAGAUGGCAGAAAAAUGUUGCUUUUAGAUCCUUGAGCUGCAGCAGAGCCAAAAUUUCUUGCCCUGCAAUCAUAUCCAGGAUAUAUUUUAGUGUCAUGUACAUCUAGACACACCUUGUAAGAACACUAUUGACUUGCAGGCAUCAGGAAAUCACCAGAUCAGUAAAGAUUUUAAAAUAUUUGCUUUAGGCCCAUGUAGAUACUUUAUUCAAAAUACCAAAUAGAAUAUUUAAAUUAAGGGUUUAAUUUGGGGGCUUGAUAAAUUUUGCAAUUUUCAGAAGUGUUGAAGUAUUGAUGGAAAUUUUAGUGAUUAUACUUUGUUUCAUAAUUGCAACUAUUUAUUUUUUUUGAUUAUGGGAACUACAUAGCAAAUAAAUAGUUCUAAAUGAA
This is a messenger RNA of Carcharodon carcharias (great white shark), 3783 nucleotides long. It is a transcript of the gene scyl3, whose product is annotated as SCY1-like, kinase-like 3. Lineage: Eukaryota; Metazoa; Chordata; Chondrichthyes; Lamniformes; Lamnidae. Gene Ontology annotation, biological process: protein phosphorylation. The transcript is spliced from 13 exons. Gene Ontology annotation, molecular function: ATP binding; protein kinase activity. The record is from RefSeq and is a predicted model, not a curated record. Bases 102 to 2432 code for a protein of 776 amino acids.